AUGUCGAUCAAAUACAAUGAGAAAAACUUUCCCUACAUCGACCUCGGCAAGGGGUACAUCAUCUACCUCCAGGAUGAGGACUACACGGACGAGCGGUGGGUGCUGAAGGCGGAACAGGAGCUCCACGAGACGCCGGAAAACCAGGCCCGGGCGCUGGAACAGCUGCGCGAACUUCUGCGUGGUGAGAAGAAGCUCACCGUUCCGCUGGAGGAUGAAAAGUUUCUGCUCAAGUUUCUGCGCCCGCUGGCGUACGACGUCCAGAAGGCGUUCGACUGCAUCCGCCACACGUUCCUGAUGAAGAAGAACUACGGCAAGGACUACUACGAUGGGCGCAUCAAGCCGUCGCACAUCCGCCACAUCUACGACUCCGGCAUGGUGACCUUCCUGCCGAUGCGUGACGACGACGGAUGCGGCAUUUGCAUAACGCAGCUCGGGCGCAAAUGGAACACCUCAAAGAUCUCGAUGUAUGACGUGGUGGCGCUGUUUCGCAUCAACAUCGAGGCCUCGCUGAUGGAUCCCCUGGUGCAGCUAAACGGUAUCCGGAUCAUCUUCGACUUUGACGGCAUCUCGAUGUCGCACGUGGCCCAGGCGUCCCCGAAGCACGCGAUGGUGAGCCUCCAGUGGAUCCAGAAGUGCUGCCCGCUGCCCCUGAAGAGCAUCCACAUCGUGAACAACUCGAUGCUGUUCAACGUGAUGUUCACCAUCUUCAAGCCGUUCAUCUCGAAGGAGCUGCGGGACAAGAUGUACUUCCACAACCGCGACUGGAGUUCGCUGACCAAAACCAUCAGUCCCAAGUGUCUGCCGCCGGCGUACGGUGGCACGCUGGACGCGCCCGAAUGCGAAGGUCAGCUGCUCGGUGACUUCAUGCAGCUGUACGACAAGCACUACGAAGCCUUGGACGCCUUCGGUUACGACGAGACCAAUGCCAACUGA
This is a messenger RNA of Anopheles coustani, 933 nucleotides long. RefSeq names its product alpha-tocopherol transfer protein-like. Gene Ontology annotation, molecular function: phosphatidylinositol bisphosphate binding. The transcript is spliced from 3 exons. The record is from RefSeq and is a predicted model, not a curated record. Bases 1 to 933 code for a protein of 310 amino acids. Gene Ontology annotation, cellular component: membrane. Lineage: Eukaryota; Metazoa; Arthropoda; Insecta; Diptera; Culicidae.